AUGGCAACUAACCGUGGAUUUUCACUGGAUGAAGCGACGACGCCGACAAGUUCUGAUGAAAAUAGACAGGUCGUCUUGAGUUUUGUUUCAAAAAGUAGUUGUUCAUCUUAAAUAGCUUUGUUUUUGUCUAUGCUUUCAAAAAUAUUCAAACUUUUUUCGUGCAUUGAGUAAAAGCGCAGGAGGGUCUAAAAUUUUUUUUUUUGAAUGCGUAGGCGUUUUUUCAAGCCUUGCACCUUUUGAUGAAUGAUAAAAUUCACAAGACUAUAGUUCUGUUUCGACAGGGGUUUUCAAAGGUGUAGGGGGUUCCUGAGACGAUUCGCUACUGUUCGAACAGAGAUCUCUCAGCUCUUCAGGGAACUGAUUUGAAUAAACUACCCUCAACAUGAUGAUUUUUUAUUUCUGUCAUUUUUCAGACUACUGACAAUAAGAAGAAGUCGGUGGACGUUGGCACUUCGACAACUCGUAUUAUUAUUAGGUUAAUUUUUGUGGAUUUUAUUUUCAUUUCGCAACAGUUAUUUACCUUCACGACCAUUUUGACUUAUUCUGAUGCUUGUGAAAUCGGGAGGAAACUGCUGAUUUUUCGCAUACUUCUUAAAAUUAUGAGUAAGAGAGGAACAUUGAAAAAUCUGGAUCUAUAAUAUUUUCGUAACUUUUGGUAGUUCGAAAAAAAGGGAUAGUGAAUUUUGAAGGUUAGAAAGUGAGAAUAUGUAGAAACAUUGACUGAAUUUAUUGGAAAGUGAAGUAAGGUUUUAUAUCGAACAGUUCAGUCCAGGAAACGUCGGGAUUGAUGAAGAACAGGCGAGCUGCUGCUCCUGGAACCGAAUUUGCGACGUUUUUGGAACUAGACAAUCUUCAUUCAUUUCGGCGUUGCGGCCCGUCCGCGGCUACCUAAUCCGAGUAAGUUUUGGUUUCUUUUUCAACUGGAAAAAUGAUGUCCCAGAUGCAAGAAUCGCUGAAGAUCUUCCAAUGCGAGCUCGAGCGCAACCUCAAGACCAAACCGGCAACUGAAACCACCUUUCGGCAUGUUCACACCUGCAUUUUGGAGAUUAAUGACUUGAUUUGUGAGUUCUCGCUUUCAUUUAAAAAAAGUUUUAUGAUAAAUUCAGCCCGAAGAAAUUUGAAUAUUCCACCGGACGAGUCGACUAUGCUUCGUUCUGUGGUUUACGAGCUCGUCGUCCUCGCCAGGAUCAUUGAGGAGGUUCUUUUUAAAAGGUCGUGGUCGCACUCGGAAUGUCUUGAAGCGUCACGGUCGCGUUGCGGUUGAAAUUUCGAGCCAUACUUUCAAUGCCUGAGGCGCGAAUCGUAGUAAGCUUUCAAAGCAACAGGGCCGUUAAGCGUUGAGCCAUUCCAAAUGCGUUUAUAAGAUUCCGAAAUGCAGCGAUCGCAGUAAAAAUUACCACUUUGAUUAGUUUUCAGGUCGCUAAUUUGAUUCCGCGGGCCGGAAACACGGAGAAACUGCGGGCGAGAGCCGCGAGUAUGGUCACACUCAUUGCCGAGCCUGUUUGUUUUCAAGUUAAUGAAAAUUUCAAGUUGUGAGCUUUUCAGGUGGUUCGGAAGCAUUCAGACGGAGAAGUGACCAGAGACGUGGCCACUGGAAGUAAUACGCCUGCCAUCGAUGAGGUCUCUUUCUCGAUUGAUUCAUUUUUCUAAUCUUGCCGCUUCAUGUGAAGAGAUCUCUGAAGGAGCGGAUAACGCGGGUCUGCGACAUGACUGAGAAACUCAUCCGCUACGUCGACAAGAAAACGGAACGCCGCUGGUGGCUCCGGGAUCUCAUCAAUUUCUUGCAGGUUUUCUGAGUUUCAAUCAAACUCCUUAGAGCUCACCGUGGUCGAACGUGGAAUGGCUCAAUGCGUCGCGGUUGCACUGUGGCUGGACCGCGGCCUGUAGUCGACUUGACAUUCAGAUGACUGCUCCAAUGUCUUUUGAUGAGUUCACGCACGUCUUUCUGACUGGGGAACGUUUUUUACCCCCCGGUUGAACUUUUGCUGAAACUUUGUUGGAGUGUACUUUAGGACUCCCUGAUUCCAGAACAUAGAGAAAAUUUCUAGCAAUAGAUCUCGUUUUCGAGUUAGGACACUUCAAAAACCCGAAAUAGCGCUUUUUUUUUUUGCCUAAUUUGCGUAUUGUAGGGACUUUGUAGCUCCAUAACUCGGAAACAAGAUCUAUUGCGAGAAAAUUUUUUUUGAUUUGUAAUCAAGGGGCCCUAAAGUGCACUUCGGCAAAGUUUCAGCAAAAGUUCAACCGGGGGUAAAAAACGGUUCCUGGUGAGUCCGAUACGUCAAUCCUUGAUUUAUUCCACGUGCGUCUAUGAACUUUCAGCUAUGGAGUGUUACCGGUUCCCUAAACGGCUUUUAAAUUUGAAUUUUUUUGAAAUUUUGUAAUUUCUAUGACGAUUUCGAAUAGGGGCCCAGUAGUUGUCAAAGAAGGCUUUAAAACAAAUUUUAGCCGCUAAAAUCUCUUGGACGGUUAAGGAAAGAUUUAGAGACGACAGUUUCUUUGGAAAUUCAAAAGAUUUGUGAGAGUACAGCUAGGGAGCGAGUUUCAGCUGGAAAAUGUGUAAAACGUCACAAGUUUUCAAGUCGCUCAAAUUUAGAAAAAAAAAUCCAUUUUAAAUUCUAGGUCGCUGUGAAAGUGGCGCUGUUCAUAUCGGCAGCGAUUUCCGUCGCCUACCAUAAGGAACAAACGACGACCAUCAUCACACUCGUCAUCACUAUAAUUCAGGUUCUCAAAUUCGAGUAAGCAGUUCUGGAAUAGGUUUUCAGGGAGUCGUCGAGGUGCUCGACCAGUACUUCUUGAAAAACACCAAGCCAGAAGAUAUCCACCUCUCCGUACUCACUUCAAUGACCACUAACGCUAAAUCUUGA
Messenger RNA from Caenorhabditis auriculariae, 2864 nucleotides. The record is from the annotation of a GenBank genome assembly. NCBI's taxonomy places the organism in Eukaryota, Metazoa, Nematoda, Chromadorea, Rhabditida, Rhabditidae.